Molecule: messenger RNA, 1181 nt
Organism: Boleophthalmus pectinirostris (great blue-spotted mudskipper)
Lineage: Eukaryota; Metazoa; Chordata; Actinopteri; Gobiiformes; Gobiidae
Gene: serp2
Product: stress-associated endoplasmic reticulum protein family member 2
Exons: 3
Coding region: 64-261 (65 amino acids)
Biological process (GO): endoplasmic reticulum unfolded protein response
Cellular component (GO): endoplasmic reticulum
Source: RefSeq, a predicted model, not a curated record
GCAAAUAACAGGCAAAAAACACACUAAUUUGUUUACCCAGGGUAUCCGGCUUAAUUUCGGAAGAUGGUGGCAAAACAAAGGAUCCGCAUGGCCAACGAAAAACACAGCAAGAACAUCACGCAAAGAGGAAACGUAGCCAAGACGCUGAGGCCGCAGGAGGAGAAGUAUCCAGUCGGGCCCUGGCUCCUCGCCCUCUUUGUGUUUGUUGUGUGCGGCUCAGCCAUAUUUCAGAUCAUCCAGAGCAUUCGUAUGGGUAUGUGAUCACACCCCCCGAUGCCCUUCUCUGUGCCCGACCCACCCUCGCUUACCCCUGGCCCCCCUCCUGGUCCAGAGGCUCUGAAACUGAAUCAAACCUUCAGGACCAACCUCGAGCCCACAAGACCCGCCCAUUCUACUGUCCCGUCCAAUCGGAGGUGUUCGCCAUGAUGUCACAGCGUUCAAAAGGGCCUACGGUUUGAAACCAAGAUGGAGGGCAGGUCAAAAUGCUAUGGUACAAAAUGCUGCUAAAAAUGACCCAGUUUAUGAUUAAUAUCUUUGUAAUUAUUUGGCUUCUUGAUGAAACAAAAACUGCUCCAAAGUUUAAACUAUAGCACACAAAUACAGCACUAUCCAUGGGUUUCACUCUGAAAAAUAGGUGACUGUUGCCAUGGUAAUUAGCCAACAGUUAUUUAUCUUUACUAACUCAACUACCAAAUAUUAUCUUCAAGUCUGAAAUUGAAACCCAUGAAUAGUCAACGCUUACUUUUUUUUUUGUAUUUGAGUUUCAAAAAGUUGAGGUUUUAUUAAUUGUAGACUGUAGACAAAGCAUUUCAGUAAGCCACACCCUAAAUGAGUUUGAGGGGCUUAUUUUAACCAAAAAUGUAUAUUAAGUUCAACAUUUCUGGAUUUUUGUUUAAAAAAUGGUGCCUCGCCCAUAGAAUAACAUUGGCCCUUGCCCUCCAUCUGAGAUUUUAACAUCACUGAAUACACUCUGGACCUCUCUGUGUGUGGUACUGACAGCUUUUCUACGGACAGUCGAAAACCACGCCACCGAAAAUCAUGCCCAUUCUUCACUGGCUUUGUGCAUUAUUUAAUUGUGUGUUUGUGUGAAUGAAGAGGUGAGAGUGUUGGAAGACAUGUGAUUCCUGCUGACAAUGUGCCAUAUCAGUGGAAAUGAUUGUGUUGUGUCAAAGCUAUCUUUU